CUAUGCCGGUGUCAGUAACCCGUACAACCAUCACAACCACAACGACUUCAUCUUCCACCACGGUGGGGUCCCCUCGGGCACUGACCCAGCCCCUGGGCCUCCUCCGCCUCCUGCAGCUAACAUGCACCUGUGUGGCUUUCUCGCUGGUGGCCAGUGUGGGUGCUUGGACAGGGCCCAUGGGUAACUGGUCCAUGUUCACCUGGUGUUUCUGUUUUGCUGUGACCCUGGUCAUCCUGAUUGUGGAAUUAGGUGGACUUCAGACCCACUUUCCCCUGUCAUGGCGGAAUUUCCCCAUCACCUAUGCCUGCUACGCGGCCCUCUUCUGCCUGUCGUCUUCCAUCAUCUACCCCACCACCUACGUGCAGUUCAUGUCUCACGGACGUACGCGGGACCACGCCAUCGCCGCCACCACCUUCUCCUGCAUCGCCUGUUUGGCUUAUGCCACAGAAGUGGCCUGGACUCGUGCAAGGCCCGGUGAGAUCACUGGCUACAUGGCUACCGUGCCGGGGCUGCUCAAGGUUUUUGAGACCUUCGUAGCUUGUAUCAUCUUUGCCUUCAUCAGCGAGCCGUCCCUGUACCAGCACAAGCCGGCCCUGGAGUGGUGUGUGGCAGUCUACGCCAUCUGCUUCAUACUGGCGGCGGUGACCAUCCUGCUCAACCUGGGGGACUGCACCAACAUGUUGCCCAUCCCUUUCCCCACCUUCCUGUCAGGGCUGGCCUUACUGUCUGUCCUCUUCUAUGCCACUGCCAUUGUCCUCUGGCCCCUCUACCAAUUUGAUCAGAGGUACAAUGGGCAGCCCCGGCGGUCCAUGGAUUCAAGCUGUGCUUACACACACCCCCACUCGGUGUGCUUCUGGGACCGCCGGCUGGCGGUGGCCAUUCUGACAGGCGUCAACCUGCUGGCCUAUGUGUCUGAUCUGGUGUACUCCACCCGGCUGGUGUUUGUCAAGGUCUAAGGUUACCAAGGGGCUCCCUCAACAUCUGUCCCUGCAGCCUCUUCACCUGAUUACCUGA
Messenger RNA from Acomys russatus (golden spiny mouse), 1014 nucleotides. It is a transcript of the gene Myadm, whose product is annotated as myeloid associated differentiation marker. Gene Ontology annotation, cellular component: cell-cell junction; plasma membrane. NCBI's taxonomy places the organism in Eukaryota, Metazoa, Chordata, Mammalia, Rodentia, Muridae. Gene Ontology annotation, biological process: negative regulation of heterotypic cell-cell adhesion. The transcript has a single exon. The coding region runs from base 3 to 956 and encodes 317 amino acids. The record is from RefSeq and is a predicted model, not a curated record.